GCACGAGAAGCUAGUGGGCGGUGGGGUGGGCGAAGCGAAGCGAAGGGGCCUUCCGUCAGACAUGGCCCUAUUUCUCUCUCUCUCUCUCUUACUUUUUCCCAUCUUCUCUGCUCUCAACUUUCUACUUCCACUCCCAGCUGUUGCUGUACCACUCCAGUGGGAGCCUGCUCUUCUGAAGAUCCCUGAUCUAGGUCUCCACCAAUAUGGUGAACGAUACUGAGUAUUACGACAUUCUCGGUGUUCGUCCUUCUGCUUCCGAGGACGAGAUUCGUAAGGCCUAUUAUCUUAAGGCGAAGCAAGUCCAUCCGGAUAAGAAUUUGAAUGAUCCUCAAGCUGCUGAAAGGUUUCAGGUGUUAGGUGAAGCCUAUCAAGUUUUGAGUGAUGCAGUCCAAAGAGAUGCAUAUGAUAGGAACGGGAAGCACAGUAUUACUAGGGAAUCCAUGCUUGACCCUACUGCUGUCUUUGCACUUCUAUUUGGAAGUGAAUUGUUUGAGGACUAUAUUGGACAUUUAGCCGUAGCAUCAAUGGCUUCAUCUGAAUUAGAGAGCGAAACUGGUAAUUCAGAGAGAUUACAAGAUAAGUUGAAGGCUGUCCAGAAAGAAAGAGAAGAAAAACUUGCAGGCAUACUUGAGGGUUUUCUUAAUCAAUAUGUUCAAGGUGACAAAGACGGAUUCUUACGGCAUGCUGAAUCUGAAGCCAAAAGACUCUCUAAUGCGGCUUUUGGUAUUAGUAUACUACACACGAUAGGCUACAUUUAUUCAAGACAAGCAGCACAGGAGCUUGGAAAGAGAGCCAUUUAUCUUGGCGUGCCAUUUGUGGCUGAAUGGUUUCGCAACAAGGGGCAUUUUUGGAAGUCACAGAUAACAGCUGCAAAAGGUGCUUUUCAGUUGUUACAGCUUCAAGAUGAUAUUUGCCGGCAGUAUAAAAUGGAUGGUAGUGGCCCUGAAAAUGAUAUUGAAUCGCAUAUUAGAUUGAAUAAAGACACAUUCCUCAAUUCUUUGUGGAAGCUUAACGUGGUGGACAUAGAACUGACUCUUAUAAAUGUGUGCCAGAUGGUACUACGGGAUAAUACUGUGAAAAGGGAAGAACUAAAAGCUCGUGCUCUGGCUCUAAAGAUUCUUGGAAAUAUAUUCCAGCAGGAGAAGCAAGCACAAAAUGGUGGAACAUCAAGAAAGAAAAGUGCUGCUGCAGUAGAUGACGAUGGAACGAGUUCAGAGAGCAGCGACGAUGAGGAUGAUCCCCGAAGACCAAUAUCUUAUCGAACUCCUUUUCUUACUCAGGGUAUAGGGAGACUCUUCAGAUGCCUCUGUAAUCCAGCAUUUGAUGUGGACGAUGAAGAGAUUGUGUAUAAAAGCAAAUGAUGAAUAUAUCUAUUCAUGCAAGAAGGUUGUACCUCUCUUAUCUUUCAACUGGCACAGAAGGCUCAAGCCUUCAAUUGUGUUGACAAUUGAUGUGGUUGGACAUUUUAUUCGUUAAUAAUUUUCCAAAUCCAUGAAUA
This is a messenger RNA of Cucurbita moschata (crookneck pumpkin), 1498 nucleotides long. Its product is annotated as chaperone protein dnaJ 10-like. NCBI's taxonomy places the organism in Eukaryota, Viridiplantae, Streptophyta, Magnoliopsida, Cucurbitales, Cucurbitaceae. Bases 204 to 1361 code for a protein of 385 amino acids. The transcript is spliced from 10 exons. The record is from RefSeq and is a predicted model, not a curated record.